AAGCCUGUCAUGGUUAAAAAGUUAAGUAAAUUAAAUAAAUAUGGGCCAAAAAAAAAGUUUACAUACCGUUUUUAAGCAGGUGACGCUGUAACCAUGGAAACAGCACAUUCCCAGACUGUGCGGGACAGGUAGCUAGCUAGCUAGCUAGCUAAAUAAGUUUGUUAAAAAAAUGACAUCGAUACAGAGAAAACUCUUUAAAUGUGUGUUGUCUGGGGACUUGGAGAGCAUUAAGGAGCAUUUUGAACGCGAGGCUGUCACCGGUGAGUCGCAGGAAACAGACCCGUGGGGAGUGAAGGACGAGGUCGGGAGGAACGGCCUGUUAACCGCCUGCAUGCUGGGGAGGAGCGCCAUCGUCCGGGAGCUGGUCGGACACGGGGCCCGGGUCGACGAGCAGACGGUCAGAGGUUACUCCUCGCUGCACCUUGCUGCCUGCUGGGGCCACCUGGAGACCGUGAGGACUCUGCUCGAACUGGGAGCUGACACACAGGCCAAGACCUUCAGAGGGGAGACCCCUUUGGACCUGGCCAGGACCUACUCCAGGACAGACUGUGCUGACUGUCUCCUCCUGGCCGAAGCUAAACAGGACCUGAUGUCAUAUGUAGCCUUUGUUAAGGACCUUGUCUCUGACCCAGAGAGUAGCCUUACAAAGAAGGAAAAGAACAUCUGUACAUGUGCAUGCUCCGUCCAGACAGACUGGAUCCAGAGUGUCAAAAACCCAACGAUCUCAGACUUCAAAGCCCAAAGGAAAGACUUAGAGGACACCCUUCAGCCGGUUCUCGACAAGCUGUCAGCUCAGUCAGCUGGGGUGCCCGUCAAACCAGCAGGAAAGGUCUAAAGCAGAGGAAGAUCUGUGCUGUGUUAAUAAAUGUGGGGAAAAUUGACAUUGUUUCUCUGUAUAAUUAGUUGAAAAUGGAAAUUAAUUUAUAUUUAAAAGUAUCUCCUUUACACUUGAGUGUCUGUAAGAACAUGAGCAGUUUAGCUAAAAUGUUUGGGUUUUGGAUAUACUGCAACUUCAACUCAAAACUUGAAGGGAACAUUACCCUUGCUAAACUUUUGAAAGGGGAAUUAAUGAGGUCUCCUAAAGGGACCUUAUUUUUUGUCCAAAGUACCAAACCCACGCAGAAAAAACUCGAGUUUUAUGUCGAAAAUGGACAACAGCACGCCAGUUUUGUGGACAUUGGAUGUUUUUUGACCCCUGAAGAAGUAAAAUCUGAAUUUAACAAUUCACACUCUCAAUGUGUCAGUUGUUUUGUUUUGUUGUCAGUGGUUACUGUUGACUGUUUCUAAAGUCACCAAGAACAUAAGAGUCUCUCUAGCUCGUCUGUGUUGCUAAAUGCUUGAGGAUCAAUUCAUUUAUAUUUAUUUCACUUUUUUGAACAAUAGCUUUGAGGUCCGUAGUGUUGAACACAUGGUGCCAUUUCUUAAAUUAAUCUGAAUCAGAACCAGAGAUUUUUUUUUUUUUAUUCCACGCAAUCCUCUUCUUCCUACAUUACCCACAUUGCAACUCGACCACAAACAGUUUGGUUGUUUUACGCUAGUAGGGGCUGAUGUAGCGUCUAGUAGACAGAAUGAGUUCUCUACAGAGGUCUGCUCAGUUGCCAGAACCCAAGAUUGAUAUUUUUUUCAUUUUCAAACUGAGACUGACUUAAGUGACAUCACUUGAGGCAACUCAUCAAAUUCCAAACAGCUCCCUCUGGAGCACACAAAAGGCUUUAUUAACGUUUUUAUUCACAUAUGCAGUAGUGCUCCACAUCACCUUUAAAUGCACUAUGACUCCAUAUAAUGUCAAACCUGUGGAGAUCCCCUUAAAUCCAAGUAGGCUGACUGCGGGUGGAAGGUACGACAGGACACGCCCACUACACACCCCCUCACUCGAAAUCCUCACAGUUAGGUCAGGUUUAGGAAAACAUCAUGGUUUCAGUAAAAGUGAGUACGCUAACCCAGGAAUUAUCUCGGGGGGGGGUCGUGUAGUGAAGUUAGUGUGUCUUGUGGUAAAGUGCAGAUAGACCUUUUAAGUAAUACCGCUGACUCACACCCGCAGAUCUACUUCUUUCAUACAGUACACACGCAGCAAAAUCCAAGAACACAAGAAUGUACAGCAUUCCUAUGUGCACCCAACAAAGCAAUAGUACCCAUGUAACUGUUACACCAAUUAAAACGCUUUUGCGGCAUCACUCUUGCAUAUCAACCACCGUUGCAAUAGCAACAUUCUACAGAAAUCAUGUUGAGUGCCGUGGCUUGUAGGACAACGUUGUUUUGUGCAGAUCAAAGGCACUCGAAUCAAAAAAAUGAAAUUUUAGCACACAAAGUCCCAACCACCUAAAGGUGUCACAGCUGUGGGUCCCAGCCUGAAAACUCCUGUUGUCUCUUUGUCCCUUUUUAGAGUCAACAUCACACCAUCCAGAUUAACCCACUGCCUUUAACCCGCUGACAGCGUCUCAUAGUCUUCAUCUACGAUCUUCAGUCUGCGGCAGAACAAUUUGAACUAACAUUUAACUCAUAACCUCUACACACAUGUUGCGUCUAUACAAGGUUAUCAGUUAUACAGAGACAAACUGAACAUUAGACAGAUCAUUAGUAGGUGUAUCUUCUUCAGGACACGGAUAUGAGCUCGCAUUUCCCUGCAAAAUACUACACGUCCAACUCGGUGUCAGUGUUUGUCGCUGAACACAACGCAGAUAUUGGUAGAGGGUACAGAAAGACAUUUUCAGUUAGGUUGAAAAAGUUCAAAAUACAAAACCAUGCAAGCACACGUGUCUUGCACAGUGUACAGUCCAGUCUCCGUCAAAAUAUGACAAGUACCGAGAUGUUGCUAUUUCAGGUGCACAGCUCAUUGUUCAGUAGCAGAAAUGGUUUCCCAACGGGGAGGAGGGAGGUCAGGUUAAUCUCCUUUUUUUCUUUUUUUACUUCCUUUGGUUCUUGCUGACGGAGCACCACUAAAACACAAAAUGCUUUUCCUCUGUAAUGCCCUGUCAGUCCUGGAGGAGACUGUGCAUAUUAGACGGGACUUGUUUUUUGUUCAUUGUCCUCAGCAGCGGCGUCCACACUGCCAUCCUGUCUUUCCAUUUCAUAAACCUGACCAACACAGUUGGUACUGGAGAGGUGAUGAUGAGUGGAGAAACAGACAGUUACGGUGCUUCGUGGUUUCAGUUCAGUCAAACUCAUUACAUGUAUUUACAGGGUGUUGUGGAAGAUAAAGGUCUACGUCAUUCUCACUCAGGGUUACGGUUCAUUAAAGGGGACAUAUCGUGCUCAUUUUCAGGUUCAUAGUUCUAUUUUGGGUUUCUUCUGGAACACGUUUACAAGCUUUGAUGUCCUUUGCAAAUGUAGUUCUCGAGCCGUGGGUGGAGAUAUUCAGAUGGUAUUCUCAUGGGACUGCAUGUGAACUAGGAAGGGGAGCCGUGAUAUGUCCCCUUUAAGUACUUUUCCCUCAACUUCCAUCCCUGUCCCUGCUUCUGUUGUUAGACACUUUGCAGUUAUCAUAUUGUGCUAUGUUUAUGUUUGUAUAUAAAACAGGAGAGUAAGGCGUUUUUUUUUCCUUUCUCUCUUGUUAUAUACACCUGAGAAUAGGUUUAAUCAGCCAAAAAUAUGUCUGAGACAAAAGAUGCCAAGAUAAAAUACAUGAUUUCCAUCAAAUUUCCACUUUAGUCAUUUUAUUGGUUACUUAGUAAUAAUCAAAUGAAUUUACUAUUGUUUUGAGUUGGCCUAAUUCAGACAAUUUAAGCAGUUCACCUUUUUGUAAACACUCUCUUAGGCUCAUAUGUCAACUAACUAACAUCCAAACUUGUGGUGACUAAAGAUCAUUUUUCCAAUAUAGAUGUUUGGUCAAAAAUAUUGUCAUAUUUGAUUCCCUCCAUAUUGCCAAGCCCUUAAUUCAAUUUUAUUAAAUUGAUGUUCUUGAAGCAAAGAUCAAACCAAGGUUGCACGAGACCCAGCCUUUUAAAAUGAUACUUCCCGGGUCCUCUUGUCUCAGAGUUUGAGAGACCCGUGUCUACACUGUGGACAAGGCCAAUAAAUAUAAAUUGUUGCAACUUUAUAAAUGAAAGUCAUUAUUCACCGUUGAUCCAAAGUUGAAAUGCUCCGUCUCAGAUGACAACUCUGGAACAGCAGACCACUUCAAGACGGUGCUAGUUGAACUGUUGUGGUAUACUAAUGCUGGUAAACAGACGGUUUGUUUUUCAAAUGCUAUCCGGUGGCCAGUAACCCCGUAUUACAUAUUUCUAUCCAGUCACAAAUAAUGAUAGCUUGACGUUUCACUAGCUGACCGAAGCUGAUGGUGACCUUGAUGCUCCGUGCCUGUCUGGAAUACAUGAACAUGGCUUUUAUUCGUAUGUUUCCACUGGAUUCUCAUGUGAUGAAUAUAGGACUUUACAUCAUGUCAGUCACUUCAGGUUCCGUUGU
Messenger RNA from Anoplopoma fimbria (sablefish), 4401 nucleotides. It is a transcript of the gene ankrd45, whose product is annotated as ankyrin repeat domain 45. Lineage: Eukaryota; Metazoa; Chordata; Actinopteri; Perciformes; Anoplopomatidae. Bases 170 to 835 code for a protein of 221 amino acids. The record is from RefSeq and is a predicted model, not a curated record. Gene Ontology annotation, molecular function: protein binding. The transcript has 5 exons.